CUCAUUUUUGAUAGGACUGACUGACCACGCGGACUACAAUCACCACCCCGGAAGUAGUGAAAAGUACCAAAGUCUAAUUUAAAGAAGAAAGACGGUCCAAAGAUCAUCGAGAGGAACAAAUGAGAGUUCUUCUUCACUCCUUGCAAGUCGUCAGGAGUUUGUCUUAUCGACAGCUGCCAAAACCGGCCUGGCGAGGUCUGUGUAGUGCAGUGAUGCGCCUGGUGCAGUUUCAUUGUCAUGGCGACGAAGGAUCAGUCAGAGUGGGAGUGGAGCACAGCGAUGGGCUUGGCGUGGUGGAUCUGACAGCGUUUGACCCCUCCAUGCCCUCUACAAUGAGAGGCCUUCUGGAGCUUGGAGACAAGGGCCUGGAAUGUGCGCAGAGAGCCUUGUCGUCUGGUCAGUGUGUGGUGCAGCAGUCGGACAUCAGGUUGCUGUCUCCGGUGUUGUCUCCAGACAAGGUGGUAUGUGUGGGGCUGAACUACCGCGACCACUGCUUGGAGCAGAACGCCCCAAUCCCGAAAGAACCCAUCAUUUUCAGCAAGUUCCCCAGUGCCAUCACAGGGCCGUAUGAUGACAUCACUCUCCCGUCAGACAGCAAGGAGGUGGACUGGGAGGUUGAGCUGGCCUUCGUGAUUGGACGACGGGGAAAACACAUCAAGGAGGAAGAUGCUCUCUCCUACGUGGCAGGAUUUACUGUGGCCAAUGACGUCAGUGCGCGUGACUGGCAGUUGAACCGCAAUGGGAAGCAGUGGCUGCUGGGAAAAACAUUUGACAGCUUCUGUCCUCUUGGUCCCGCCUUAGUAACAACUGCAGCUGUGACAGAUCCUCACAGCCUGGGGAUCCGCUGUCUUGUUAACAGAGAGAGAGUCCAGAACAGCAACACUGAUCAGAUGAUCUUCAAGACUGAGGCAUUGGUUGCCUGGGUCUCAAAGUUCGUGACAUUAACUCCCGGUGAUGUGUUCUUGACAGGAACCCCUCCUGGUGUGGGUGUGUUCAGAAAGCCACCAAAAUUCCUGAAGAAAGGAGACGUGGUGGAAUGCCAGAUAGACCAGCUAGGAUCUAUAAUCAACAGAGUGGUCUAAACUGUGGGACAAACUGCUCAGAACACCAAUUUCUCACUGAAUCAUCAACUCAUCUGUUAAAAUACACCAACUAAAAAUAAUAAGUAGCUUUGAUCACAAACUAUUAUUCAGAGAAAGCUUUCUGUCCUAAUCACGGAGGACCAACUGAAGAUAUUUUAAGCAACGUGUUUCACAUUUCUUCCAUAAUUGUAUGGAGUGAGUGUGUGACGUUGUUACUCUUUGAUGCAGUGUAUAAUUAUGUGACUCAACAGGGUGUUUGUAAACUGUUGUUUACUCAUCACCGGCUCUUAAACACCCUGUCAGGAACUACCCAUUUACGUUCUAUAGUAGAAACCUGCUGGU
Thalassophryne amazonica is the source of this 1424-nucleotide messenger RNA. It is a transcript of the gene fahd2a, whose product is annotated as fumarylacetoacetate hydrolase domain containing 2A. The record is from RefSeq and is a predicted model, not a curated record. The coding region runs from base 120 to 1082 and encodes 320 amino acids. The transcript is spliced from 8 exons. NCBI's taxonomy places the organism in Eukaryota, Metazoa, Chordata, Actinopteri, Batrachoidiformes, Batrachoididae. Gene Ontology annotation, molecular function: hydro-lyase activity.